Molecule: messenger RNA, 3130 nt
Organism: Linum trigynum
Lineage: Eukaryota; Viridiplantae; Streptophyta; Magnoliopsida; Malpighiales; Linaceae
Source: the annotation of a GenBank genome assembly
CAAAAUUAUUGAGAAGCAGAAGGAGGAUCCAGAGUUGGCAAAAAUCAUUCAAGACAUUGAGGAAGGAAAAGAAAGCCCAUUUGAAAUGGUAGAUGACAUGUUGAAGAUGAAUGGAAGAGCAUGUGUUCCUAAUGUUGAUAACUUGAGGAAAGAGAUCCUAGAUGAAGCUCAUUCUUCUGCUUAUGCUAUGCACCCAGGAGCAACUAAAAUGUAUCACAUGAUCAAACCAUAUUUUUGGUGGCGUGGGAUGAAAAAGGAAGCGGCUGAACAUGUUUUCACAUGUCUAGUAUGUCAGAAAGUUAAGGCAGAACAUCAAGCUCCCGUGGGAAAACUGCAACCACUUCCAAUUCCAGAAUGGAAGUGGGAAAGAAUCACAAUGGAUUUUGUAUAUGGUCUCCCAUCAUCAAGGGGAAAAGAUGCAGUAUGGGUUAUUGUGGACCGACUGACCAAAUCGGCUCACUUUUUACCAAUUAGAUGGAAACCAUCACUGGAGACUUUGUCUCAACUAUAUAUUAAGGAGAUCGUCAGAUUGAAUGGUGUGCCAAUUUUUACUGUCUCUGAUCGAGACCCAAGCUUGACAUCUCGGUUUUGGCAAAGUUUACAUGAUGCCUUGGGAACUAAAUUACAUUUUACUUCAGCUUAUCAUCCUCAAACAGAUGGGCAGAGUGAACGAACUAUCCUAACUUUGGAGGAAUUACUUUGAUCAUGUGUAAUGCAAUGGGAGGAAUCAUGGAUUGACCAUUUGCCCCUGAUUGAGUUUGCUUACAACAAUCAAUACCAUAGUAGUUUGGGUGUUCCACCAUAUGAAGCACUUUAUGGGAGGAAGUGUAGAACACCAUUAUGUUGGGAUGUAGAAGGAGCAAGGCAAAUCUCAGGGCCAGAGAUAGUUCAGAUCACAGUUGAUAAGGUCAAGGAAAUCAGGGAGCGUAUAAGGGUGGCUCAAGAUCGAUAGAAAGUUUAUGUUGACACGAAUAGGCGUGAAGUUAAUUUCGAAGUGGGUGAGAAAGUAUUUCUCAAAGUGUCACCCUGGAAAGGCAUAAUGAGAUUUGGUAAGAAAGGGAAACUUGCACCUCGGUAUAUUGGGCCAUAUGAAAUCACAGAGAAGAUUGGACCAGUGGCUUAUAAGUUAGCAUUGCCUCCAGAACUAUCCCAAAUUCACAAUGUAUUUCAUGUUAGUAUGCUGAAGAGGUACAAAGUGGAUCCUUCCCAUGUUAUACAACCAGAAGAGAUCGAGUUGGGUUCAGAUUUGACUUUUGAGGAGGUUCCAGUUGAGAUUGUUGAUUUUCAGAUUAAGAAUCUUCGUAGGAAGGAAAUCCCAAUGUUGAAAGUGGUUUGGAGGAAUCAAGAAAGUGAGAGUGCUGCCUGGGAAACUGAAGCAAGUAUGCGAGAGAAGUACCCUGAGUUAGUAGCAACCUACUUUGCAGGUUAACAAUCUUGCCUAAUAAGUUAUGUUUUCAGCUUGUUGAUGUGCUUUUGUUGUGAUAGCCCAGUAUAGGUUUUUGAAACCUAAACAUGGGAACUUGAGGUGUUAUGUGUUAUUUUCUAUGUUAUGAUUCGCCUAUUCUAAGAGUUAGGUAAUGGUUUAUCUAUGAUAGACCAUGUUAAGGGUAAGUAAGAGGAGUUAGAGUUUGACUCAAGGUUAGAUUUCGGGGACGAAAUCUCUUAAGGAGGGGAGAAUUGUAACAUCCCAUUUCGGCUAAACCCAUAUUUUGAUCGCUAGAAAGUUCGCGAUUUAAAAUCGAGCAUUUCAACACUAUUUCGACGAAAAUCGGAUUAUCGAUCGAUCGGAUAAGUAUACGUAUUAAUUAAUUAUAUAUAUAUGGCAAAGGCUAGUGUACACCUGACGUACACUGUACAUCUGUGUUCACACCUAACAAUUAAUUAUUAAAUAUAAUUAAAUUAAUUAUUAAUACUAAUUAUAAUUAUAAUCAUACCAAUUAAUUAAUUGUUAUUUACAUUUUAAUCCAGCGAUUCUUAUCCUUCGUUAUUUUAAGUUUAGGGAUUUGCUCCCGGCCACGUUCACCAUAAAACUCUACCACUCUAGAUUGCUAAAUCCAAAUUACUAUCCAUCACCAUGGAAUUAAAAACAACAUAUUACACGAUGCUUUUUCAUGCAACUAUUCGUCAUUUAAUCACAACUCAAUCUUAAUUGCAUUAUAGAAAUACAUGCGUCGCCUCUACCGCCUUCGUCGGCAACAACGACGACUCCAACCCCGCACAUCCCAGUGAUGGUCCCAUUGAGAAGAGUGAAUCAUCCAGAAACCUAAUUUGUUUAUUGCAAGGCCCUAAUACAGUUAUACAGAUCUUUGUAUCUUUUAUAGAUAUUCAGGUGUUUGGGUUAGUAAAACACACUCCUCUCCCUCGCAUCGCGGCGGGAAUCCAAAGCAAAGGCCGAUCCGUUACUAGUUCCAGAUUGAGAGCUGAGCAAUCGGGCUGCGCUCGGCAACGAUUUCAUCGUGGAGAAGAGUGAACCAUUAGACAAGACUGAGAACACUAAUCCGUUUAUUGCAAGCCGUAACAUCGAUGUUUGGAUCUUUCUUUUUCAAUUUUUUCUUCCACUGUCGGUAGGGAAGAGAGAGAGGAUCCGAUCUGCCGAUGUUGAAUUAAGAAAGUCGGAAUUAAAAAAAGGAAGGUCUGUACGACUCAUAUAAAAAAAAUAGUGGAUCUUACUGUAAUUAUAAUAGUUAGUAACAAUUAUUUUAAUUUAAAUUCAUAUUAAUUAAUAAAUGUGAACACAGGUAUAUAGCAUACGCCAGGUGUAUGCUAGCCUGAACCAUAUAUAUAUAUAUAUUAAGCGGCGGGUCCAUUUUCUUUCCCCUCAUCAUCGUUUUAUUCUUUCUUUUUCUUCACCGAGAGAUAGCAGAGAAGCAGAGCCGCGCACGGAGCGCCUGGGGAAAAAUUUCAUAGCUCAAUUCUUGAACCCUAGUGAUCCAAAAACCCCGUAUGUAAUGCCUAAUUCAUCUAUACAUCGUGAUUUAUUGAUUUAGAGCUUUAAAACGAGUUUUUGGUUCAGGAAUUUCUUGAAUUCCCGAUAAGCCAAAUUAGGGUUUCGGAGUAUCCGGAAGCCGGAUUGAGCCCAAAUUUCAUAUACGAGCUUCCUGCAGCGACGUAAUCAAUCCUCUAGUUCUAA